Molecule: messenger RNA, 757 nt
Organism: Pieris brassicae (large cabbage white)
Lineage: Eukaryota; Metazoa; Arthropoda; Insecta; Lepidoptera; Pieridae
Exons: 5
Coding region: 15-704 (229 amino acids)
Source: RefSeq, a predicted model, not a curated record
UUAUUUUUACCAACAUGCCUGACAUCUGCUUUUACGAUAAUAUGUUAUUCAACUAUGAAACAACAAACAGGACAUAUUUUCAACCUGAAAUAAUCAAUUAUUAUCCCCCAACAUUGUACCAAGAGAAAGUAUCGCAUCCAAGACCAUCAUACAAACCGUUAAAUAAUAUCCAUACUCUUACCGAGUACAAGAAACACGAUUUACCUACGGAAUUAUUUGCAAACCAAAAGGAAAUUAUCCGUAAAGAUGCUCAUAAAGUCCACAGCACUGGCAUUGAAAAUCCUGUGGAAAAGGGGUUAACUCUUGCUCAAGCGACGCAGCCUCGUCUCGUAAUGCCACCUGCACUAAGUAUGGAUGAUAUUAAAGAUUCUAGUGUCCGCAAAUUGCUCAUAAAGGACAUCUAUAAAUCUAGUGUUAAUGUGAUGCAAACAGAUGUGUCGACAGCAGGUGGAGGAUAUCGCGCAUCGCUAGACGGAAAAUACUCGCCGGCGAAUCCGAUGGCGUUAGCAAAACUUCAAAUACCGGUAGUACCACCUGAAUGGCGAAUGGAUUCGGUGACUUGGGACAACAGACAAGUUCGUGGACACUGCAAUCCAGAUAAGUCAUUUUACUUGUCUCAGCCCUUAAGGUGCGAAGUCUGCAUCUCCACAUCCGAAAGAAAAGCUCAGAAGAAAACCAAAUAUUCAAACAACAAGCUUUAUUAGUAUAGACAAAAUAUACAUUAAAUUUUCGUAGAUCAACGUGAAUACAAUUUUAG